AUGGCGAUGUCUAUGAAAUUCGCCGGCCGCGCGCCCUCCGUGCUUCGCCAUGGCCGCCGUCUGCCUUCCGCCCUUCCUCGCAGGCAAUUCGUCGCUGCCACUGCUCGGGGCCCUUCUCAGCUCCUCGCCACCUCGAACAGCAGCUUGCCUGCUUUCCAGAAGCAGCAGCGGAGCUUCACUGUUUCGGCUCGUGCCCUGAACGCCUCUGUCUCGCAGGAAGCCCCCAACCCCAAGGCCUACCUGGAGAGCGGUGUCAUCAAGCCCAAGGACAUUGUCGAUGUCAAGAAGGUCUUGGUCAUUGGCAGUGGCGGUCUGGCCAUCGGCCAGGCUGGAGAGUUUGACUACUCAGGAUCCCAAGCCUUGAAGGCUCUCAAGGAGGCCGGCGUUUCUUCCGUCCUUAUCAACCCGAACAUCGCGACUAUCCAGACCAACCACUCGCUUGCCGAUGAAGUCUAUUACCUCCCAGUCACCCCGGAGUACGUCACGUACGUUAUCGAGAGAGAACGUCCUGACGGCAUCUUCCUAUCUUUUGGUGGCCAGACUGCCCUGAACCUGGGUGUUCAGAUGCAGCGUAUGGGUCUGUUCGAGCGGUACGGCGUCAAGGUUCUCGGUACCAGCGUCCACACCCUCGAGCUCUCUGAGGACAGAGACAUGUUCGCCAAGGCCCUGAACGAGAUUGAUAUCCCCAUCGCAAAGUCAAUCGCCGUCGAGACGGUCGAAGAUGCUCUGGAUGCUGCCGAGAAAGUCGGAUACCCCAUCAUCGUUCGUGCCGCUUUCGCUCUUGGUGGUCUCGGCUCCGGUUUCGCCAACAACGAGGAGGAGCUCCGCAACAUGGCCGCUCGGUCCCUGACCCUGUCCCCUCAGAUCCUCGUUGAGAAGUCGCUCAAGGGCUGGAAGGAGGUUGAGUAUGAGGUUGUUCGUGACGCCAACAACAACUGCAUCACGGUUUGCAACAUGGAAAACUUCGACCCUCUUGGCACCCACACUGGUGACUCGAUCGUCGUGGCUCCCAGUCAGACUCUGAGCGAUGAGGAGUACCACAUGCUUCGCUCUGCCGCCAUCAAGAUCGUGCGCCACCUCGGAGUUGUUGGCGAGUGUAACGUCCAGUACGCCCUGCAGCCUGAUGGACUCGACUACCGUGUCAUCGAGGUCAAUGCCCGUCUUUCGCGAUCCUCGGCGCUCGCUUCCAAGGCGACUGGCUACCCCUUGGCCUACACUGCCGCCAAGAUCGGUCUUGGCCACAGCCUGCCCGAGCUCCCCAACGCCGUCACCAAGACUACCACAGCCAACUUCGAGCCUUCUCUGGACUACAUCGUCACCAAGAUUCCUCGAUGGGAUCUGUCCAAGUUCCAGCACGUCAAGCGUGACAUUGGCAGUGCCAUGAAGUCUGUCGGAGAGGUCAUGGCUAUCGGCCGUACCUUUGAGGAGUCCUUCCAGAAGGCCAUCCGUCAGGUCGACCCUCGCUUUGUCGGUUUCCAGGGCGACAAGUUCGACGACCUCGACCACGAGCUUGCCAACCCCACCGACCGCCGCUGGCUCGCCGUUGGUCAGGCCAUGCUUCACGAGGGCUACACUGUCGAGCGGAUCCACGCACUGAGCAAGAUCGACAAAUGGUUCCUCUACAAGCUCCAGAACCUUGUCGACUGCACUCGCGAGAUGGAGGCUGUCGGCAGUAUCGAGGGGCUCAAGCGCGACCUCCUCCUUAAGGCUAAAAAGUACGGUUUCUCUGACAAGCAGAUCGCUACUGCCGUCAAGAGCAACGAGGACGCCGUACGUGCUCUUCGUCUGAGCUUCAACAUCCGCCCGUGGGUCAAGAAGAUUGACACACUCGCCGCCGAAUUCCCUGCCGAUACCAACUACUUGUACACCACUUACAACGCCAGCUCCCACGACGUCACUUUCGAAGACAAGGGCACUGUCAUUCUUGGCAGCGGUGUCUACCGCAUUGGCAGCUCCGUCGAGUUCGAUUGGUGUGCCGUCAGCGCUACAGAAGCUCUCCGCGAAAUGGGACAGAAGACUGUCAUGAUCAACUACAACCCCGAGACCAGAUCUACCGAUUACGAUGUCGUUGACAGACUCUACUUCGAGGAGCUGAGCUACGAGAGAGUGCUCGACAUCUACGAGCUUGAGCAAUCCACCGGUGUUGUCGUUUCUGUUGGCGGCCAACUGCCGCAGAACAUUGCACUUCGCCUGCAGGAGACUGGCAAGGCCAACGUUCUUGGCACCGACCCCAAGGAUAUUGACAAGGCGGAGGAUCGCCAGAAGUUCUCUGAGAUCUUGGACAGCAUCGGCGUCGAUCAGCCUGCCUGGAAAGAGCUUACCUCGGUUGCUGAGGCCGAGAAGUUCGCCGAGACUGUCGGCUACCCCGUUCUCGUUCGCCCCAGUUACGUUCUUUCCGGUGCUGCCAUGACUGUCAUUCGCAGCAAGGAGGACCUAAAGGACAAGCUUGAGGCUGCCAGCAACGUCUCGCCCGACCACCCUGUCGUCAUCACGAAGUUCAUUGAGGGUGCUGACGAGAUUGAUGUCGAUGGUGUCGCCUCUGAAGGCAAACUCAUCAUCCACGCUGUCAGUGAGCACGUCGAGCAGGCUGGUGUCCACUCUGGUGAUGCUACUCUCGUUCUCCCCCCUGCCAACCUUGAUGACAACACCAUGGCCCGCCUCAAGGAGAUUGCCCAGAAGGUUGCCAAGGCCUGGAAGAUCACUGGUCCCUUCAACAUGCAGAUCAUCAAGGCCGACAACCCAGAGGGUGGCGAGCCCCUGCUCAAGGUCAUCGAGUGCAACCUCCGUGCUUCCCGCUCUUUCCCCUUCGUGAGCAAGGUCCUCGGCACCAACUUCAUUGACGUCGCUACCAAGGCUCUGGUUGGCAAGGACGUUCCCGAGCCCACGGAUCUCAUGGCUGUCAAGCGCGACUACGUUGCGACCAAGGUUCCUCAAUUCUCGUGGACCCGUCUUGCUGGUGCCGACCCCUUCCUCGGCGUCGAAAUGUCUAGCACGGGUGAAAUGGCUUGCUUCGGCAAGGACCUGGUUGAGGCCUACUGGACUUCUCUCCAGUCCGCCAUGAACUUCCGUGUACCCGAGCCCGGUGAGGGUAUCCUCCUUGGCGGUGAGACUACCAAGCCCUGGCUCACCCAGGUCGUCGACUACUUGUCGCCUCUGGGCUACAAGUUCUACGCUGCUGGUAACGACGUCAAGCAGUUUGUUGAGUCUACCAGCAAGGACAAGGUCGCCGUUGAGGUCAUCGAGUUCCCCAAGGAGGACAAGCGUGCUCUCCGUGAAGUAUUCAAGAAGUACGACAUCCGCGGAGUCUUCAACCUCGCUCUUGCUCGUGGCAAGACUACUCUGGAUGUUGACUAUGUCAUGCGCCGGAACGCUGUCGACUUUGGCGUGCCGCUCUUCAUGGAGCCUCAGCUUCCCUGCCAGACUGCCCGCCUUUUUGCUCAGUGCAUGUCUGAGAAGCUGCCCCGCAAGGACGGCAUCCCGCCUGAGGUCCGUCGGUGGUCUGAGUUCAUCGGUGGUAAGCCUUUGUAA
This is a messenger RNA of Microdochium trichocladiopsis, 3528 nucleotides long. RefSeq lists its product as uncharacterized. Gene Ontology annotation, biological process: UTP biosynthetic process; L-citrulline biosynthetic process; 'de novo' pyrimidine nucleobase biosynthetic process. Bases 1 to 3528 code for a protein of 1175 amino acids. Gene Ontology annotation, cellular component: cytosol; cytoplasm. Gene Ontology annotation, molecular function: aspartate carbamoyltransferase activity; ATP binding; metal ion binding. The record is from RefSeq and is a predicted model, not a curated record. NCBI's taxonomy places the organism in Eukaryota, Fungi, Ascomycota, Sordariomycetes, Xylariales, Microdochiaceae. The transcript has 4 exons.